Oncorhynchus tshawytscha (Chinook salmon) is the source of this 9413-nucleotide messenger RNA. RefSeq names its product centrosome-associated protein CEP250. The transcript is spliced from 43 exons. Gene Ontology annotation, biological process: spermatogenesis. The coding region runs from base 217 to 6189 and encodes 1990 amino acids. NCBI's taxonomy places the organism in Eukaryota, Metazoa, Chordata, Actinopteri, Salmoniformes, Salmonidae. The record is from RefSeq and is a predicted model, not a curated record.
ACUGACAGGAUGUGCAGGUGCAGAAGCGGGAGAUGGGGGCUUCCAGGCGGGUAACCUUAGAAUGUGGUGACAGCGGAUAAAAACGGAUCAUAAGUUUACCAUUGCAUUUAUAAUGCAAAGAAGAAGGGAGACUUUCACUUGCUGAACGACAUGAGGUUGAUUAAAUCUGUGCAAGGCGCCUCAUAAAGCCACUUGGCAUACCCGAAACCGAAUGAAAUGAUAAGCAGCCGGAGUGCAACAGAUUACCGGUCUGGCUUAGGGGAUCAUGGCUACUCCAGAGAGACUCAGCGGCCUGCUGAGAUUCAGAAACUCCUUGUGGAAUUCCGGACCCUUUACCACGAGCGCCUUCGACGCAUUGACCAAUCGGAUGACAGCCGGGAGGAGGCUCUGCAGAGCAAGGUGGGCGUGCUACAGUCGUUUGUGCGGGACCUGAGUGAGCAGAAUGAGGUUCUGAUCCAGGCGCUGGAGGCUGAGGAGGCGGAGGGCCGGGCGGUGGAGGGGAGAACAGCCAGCCUACACAAAGAGCUGGAGCGGCGCCUAUCCUUGGCUCUGUGCCCGAUGCCAGUGGACCUCGCGGGAACCACGGCAACGUUCUUCCGGACCCCUGGAGAAAUGGCAGACCAUUACAGGGAUGCGCAGACACACCUGUCUACCCAGGAUGCUAUACUUCAGCAGCUCAAAGAGGCCUGUCUAUCUCAGCAGGAAGCCCAGGUUAAAGUGGAGGAGCGUGAAGCCCAGGUCCAGGAGCUGCAGGACACCAUCACAGAGCUGCACCAGGAGAUGACCAGGAAGGACCAGGACAAGCUGACACAGCUGCAGGAGCUCCACCAGCUGGAGAGCAGGGUGAAGCAGCUCACUGACCAGGUCAGGAGCUCUGAGGAGACCAUUGGCCAGCUGAGACAGGAGGUGGCUGUUAGAGUGGGCAUCAGCAGCGCAACCCUGUGUGGGGGCGUGAGUACAGCAGGGAAAGGGAGUACUACUGACCCGACAGGAUCCAGUCCAGUCCCACAUCUUACAGAACAGAGGGGCAGAGAAUUGCUGAAGACUGAGUUAUCAUGUCGGGACGCAACCAUCCAGAGGCUCCGGCGAGAUGUGCUGCUCUCCCACCAGGCCCGUGACUCCCAGUCUGCUCAGCUGGAUGUCCAUGGGCAGAGGAUCUCUCAGCUGCAGACGGAGCUACAGGAGAGCCACCUGGAGCUCCAGAGGGGACACAGCCGAAGAGAGCAGCAGCAGAGGGACCUGCAGACCCAGACACAGCAGGCAGAGGAGCUCCACACUCAGCUGGCUGAGGUCAAAGGGCGUCUUGUGCAGGUGGAGGGAGAAAAUGAGGCACUCAUGGGAUAUAAGCGGGAGCAGGGAGCCGAGGUGGAAAGGCUGGCAGUGGUGGUGUGUUCUCUGCAGAGCUCGGCCAGGGAUAGAGAGGGCACAGAGAGUGUCCAGGCCGAGCGGAGGUGUGUGGACCUGGAGGGGGAGCUGACAGAGACCCGUGCCCAGCUCACGGAGUGCCAGGACAGGCUACAGGAAGCCAGGAGGAGGGCUGAGGAGCAGACCCAGAAGUUCCAGGCCAAGGUGUCCAGUCUGAAGAGCCAGCAUGGCUGUGUUAGUCAGCAGCUGCAGGACAGGAGUGCUGAGGUGCAGAGGCUUCAGAGGUCAUUGGCUGAGCUACAUGGACGAGAGAUGGAGUGGGAGAGAGAGACAUCUGCCCUGCAGGGCCAGCUGGGCCAUGCCAGAGAGGAGCUCCACAGCGCCAUCCUCAGGAGGCAGGCACAGCAACAGAAGGAAGAGCUGUUUGGUGAGCUGCAGAGGGAGGUGGACAGACUGAAGAAUGAGAGACAGGAGAUGGGAAAAAAGCUUUGUGGUAGUGAAGAGGAGCUGAAGAGGCUGAGAGACGAGCAGCAUCAGCUCAAGGACAAGGUGAGGGAGAGUGAUGUGCAGGCUGUGUGGCUGCAGAGCCAGGCUGACGUGGUGGGUCGGGAGCUGUGGGAGAAGAGUGCCCAGCGGGACAGGGAGCUGUGGGAGUGGAGGGACCGCUACCAUGCUGCUUCAGAGGGACUUAGGCUGAGGGAGGCUGGGCUUGAGGAGGUGCAGAGGGCCAGGGACACGGCCCUCAGAGGCCUGAGACUACAGGAGGAGAAGACCCACAGUCUGGGGGCCCAGAUGCAGGAGCUGCAGCACAGCCUGGAUGGCCUACAGGGCAGGCUUGCCCAGAAGGAGGAGAUGGUCGUGGCUCUCAGAGUGAAGCUGCAGGACCAUGAAGAAGACGCCCGCGUUCUCCGCCAACAGCUGCUCUCCUCCCAAGAUGCACUGCAGCAAGUUGCUGCCGAGCUGAGGUCAUGUAAAAGAGAGAGGGAGAAGCAGGAUAGCCAGUGUGUGGAGACAGAGGAGAGACUGGCUGAGAUCAGAGUUGAUCUGGUCCAACUACAGCAGCAGUAUACCACCUGCUAUGCCCAGCUGGUCCAGGAGGAGGCUGGGAUGGGCAGGCUGAGGGAGGAGCUGCGUGAGGUGGGGGAACAGAGGGACAGACUGGCCUUUCAGGUGACAGAGAACCAGGACCUGAGCCAUGACCUGGACCUGCUCAAUGAGAAACACAAGGCUGCACAGCAUGAGGUGACCAACAGGGAUGAGACAGUGCUGAGACUGACCACAGAACUGAGCACCGCUCAGGAACACCUGAAAUCAGCUCAGGAUGAGCUGUCAGUGCAGGCUCAGCAGGAGCAGGCCCUUGGAGAGGAGGUGCAGAGGCUGCAGAAGGAGGUGAGCUGUCUCAAGGGCAGCCUGAGUCAGAGAGAGGAGGACAUGGAGGCACAACUACAGACAACUGGCCAGCUACAGCAGGAGAGGGACAGCCUGCUCACACAGCGGGACAACCAGCAGGGGGCAGUGUGUGUUCUGCGUGGGGAGCUGCAGCGGUGGCAGGCGGAGGCCCGGGCUCAGCAGGAGAGCAGGGAGGAGGAGGUGUUGGGGCUGAGGGCUGAGCUACAGGAGACCCAGGGCAGGCUGCAGCAGUGUAGAGCAACCAUGAAGCACCUCCGCUCUGACCUGGAGCACGCCCAGAGACAGACCAGGCAGGCAGAGGAGGAGGCAUCUGAUAGGGAGAACCGUCUGUGGGGCCAGGAGGCAGAGUUGUCCAGGCUGAGGGCUGUGCUGCAGGAGGCUGAGAGCAGAGCAGCGGACACAGAGACCAGGCUGCAGCCCCUGACCCAGUCCCUGGAGCUGUACAGGGUCAAAUACCAGGCCUGCCUCACCAAGAUCUCCCAGCAGGACAGCACUCUACAGGCCCAGGACGAGGACCUGAAGGAAGCCAGGGCUCAGGUGGUGGAGCGGGACGAGCAUGUGCUGCGUCUGUGUGCCCAGGCGUUGGUGUUACAGGGGGAGCUGAAGGCCCACUGUGCCCAGCUGGAGAGCGGGGAUGACGCCCUGAGUGCCCUGAGCCAGCACCUCCGAGACACCCAGAGAGACCUGGAGUCCAGCCGCAAACACAGCCAGGAGUGUGAGAUGGUCAUCAGCACUAUGAGAGACAGCACCGCCGCACUGAGACGACAGGUGGAGGAACAGGAGGAGAGUGUGGUGAAGAGCCAAGCUGAUUUCUCUGUCUACAGAGCCAGUCACAUCCACUCUGACUCAGACUACGACUCACAGCUCUACCGCAUCCAGGAACUACAACAGGCAUUCUCCCAGACCGUGGAGCAGUGUGCCCAGGCUAGCCAGGACCUCAGUGUGUGCCAGUCGGAGGUUCGUCAGCUGAGAGAGGAGGUGUCCAGACUCACCCAGCUCAAGGACAGCACUGUGGCAGAGGUGCUGCGGCUGCAAGAGGCUGGGAGGCAGCUCCAGGCAGAGACCAUGAUGGAGGGCCAGCGCAGGCUGGAGGAGGUGGGAGCUCAAGAGCAGAGGGCUGCCAGGCUGGAGCAGGACCUGCAGGCCGCCCACACCCAGUGUGCCAAGAGACAGCAGGCGGUGCAGAAGCGGGAUAACCUCCUGAGGCGUUCGGAGGCUGACCUGCUGGAGGCCCGGGAGACUCUGAGGAGUCGGGCUGUGGAGGUGGAGCGGCAGGCAGCUGCAGUCAGGGGCCUGGAGGCUGACGUCCAGAGGGCCAGGAGGGAAGGACAGCAGAGAGAGGCCGAGUGUGGCUCUCUCAGGACCCAGCUGAUGACCCUCAGGGAGGAACUAAAGGAGGCCCAGGGACGCUGCAGGGACACGGCCCAGGAGCUGGCUCGUCAGGAGGAGAAGGUGUUGCUGGUGGAGGGGGGGCAGCAUCGGGCACAGGAACACCUGGCAGAGCGGGUGGCAGAGGUGGUGAGGGCAGAGCAGGCCCAGAGGAAGCUACAGGCAGAGCUACGCACCUUAAAGGAGAGACUCCACACCACAGAACAUGAGCUGCAGGGCUACAGGACCCUGGUGGAGAGUCUGAAGAAGGAGGCAGGGGAGAGCAGGCAGGCCCAGCUCAGUGCUCAGCAGGAGGCCAACACACACCAGCAGGGGACUCAGCAGCUGGAGGCAGAGCUGACCACCACCAAGGACACACUCAGGACUCUACAGCAGCAGCUGCAGGAGCAGGCUGAUGCCAGCCGGGCACUGCGGGCAGAGCUGUCCCAGGAGCAGAACAGGCAGCAGGAGCUGCAGGAGAGGAACCAGGGGGCCAGGGAGAGAGAAGCCCAGCUGGAGUCAGAGAGAAACCAGCUCAGAACCAGCAUGGAAGCAGCUCACAGCCAGCUGAGGGAGCGGGAGAGGACUGUGGGGUACCUGCAGGAGCGUGUGGUAGAGCUGCAGAGCACCACCCAGAGGCUGCAGGAGGAACAGACAGCCUGCCAGGCUCAGCUGCAGCAGUGCAGGAGGGAGCUGGAGAGCAGGGAGGGCCACAGCCACGAGAUGAGUGUCCUUCAGGAGACAGUGUCCAGGCUGAGGGAGUGUGUAGAGGAGGCCCAGGCCAGCAGCAGGCAGGGGACCAGGGACACUGCAGCAGCACAACACAGCCUCAGAGAGCUGAGACUGGAGCUGGCCUCCACCCAGGCAUCCCAUAGAGAGAGCAUGGAGCUGCUGGCUGAGCAGAGUGGUGAGGCUGCAGGUCUACGUAGUGAGCUGUCCCGCCUGCAGCAGAGGAGCUCCCAGCUGUCAGAGGAGAGAGGGGGCCAGGAAGAGAGGACCAGGCAGCUGGCUGCAGAACUCCACAGACUACGCACUGCCAGCAGACAGUCACUGGACGAGACUCGGUCCUGUGAGGACAGGCUGGCAGAGCUGAGUGCCCAGCUGGGGAGGUCUCAGCGCUGGGGCCAGGAGCAGCUGGUAGCCCUGGAGAUCCGGGAGGAUGAGGUGGUGCUGAUGAAAGUGGAGAUGGCUUCUUUCAAAGAGAACUACCAUGCCAAGGUGGCCCAGGUGGAUGCCUUACACUCACAGCUCCAUUCCAUGGAGCACAAGUACAGCACAGCAGCUAAUGAGGUGGAGGUGUUGCGCCAGUCUCUGGGUAAUGCUCGUUCAGACAGUUCUCUUCUACACAGGGAGAGUGAGCUGGUGGUAACCAACGUCAACCAGUGGGUGAAGGAGCAGAAGCAAGGCAAUGAAAAACUGAACUUUAAGAUCAAAGACCAGAGCAAAAAGAUCAUCCAUCUCACUGCAGAGAAGGAUCACCUGCAGGAGUGUGUGGAGGGUCUGCAGGAGGAGAUGAAGAGGCUGAAGGCUGAGCUGGAUGAGAGCAGGAUUGAAGCCGAGAGGUUCAGGGCCUCUCCAGCCAGUGUGAGUGACCAGCACCAGCGCAGUGCCCUGGCCAGACUUCCUGUCCAGCUGCUCCACACAGAUGGGGAGACCCUCCCUGCCCCACACCAAGAGGAGAGUUCUAGAGAGACCCAGCAGUUUAGAGAACUGAGCCAGUUCCAGAGCAGAGACAAGCUAGCAGCAGGAGACCUGUUCAGUAGUGUACCGAUCUGCUCUGACUGCGAGAGGAACCUUGAGAGGUCAGGGAGACAACCUGUGGAGGAGGAAGGCUCUGGCUGCCAAUCUGCAUCUGCGCUAGCCCCAGACGCAGCCUGUGUCUGCCUGGCAGGGAGGGGGGCCACGUUUGCUGCGGAGGUGGCCAGAAGAGUGGCCCUUAGGGCCCUGGAGCGCAGACCCCUGCCAUGUGGCCACCACCGCUGGAGCAGACCCCGCUCUCUCAGCUGGGACGGGCCACGCCCUACACAUCUCAGGGAGGGACACUGAUAGUUGCUAGUAUGAACCAGUGAGAAGGGAAGUACAAGUAGUUAUUAUGUUAUUAUGACUCAAGAGAAUACAGCACAAAAAUAUAUAUAUUUGAUUUGUAGUUUGAUAGAUAUGAUUGUAUUAUAUUUAAGAUUAUUUAAUGAGAAUACUAAACUUGAAUACAUUAAUUUCUUUGGUAUUUUCAGUAUAUCCUUUUUUUCCAAAAUCUUAUCUUUGUGGCACAAUAUGUUCUCUUUCCUGUGUUCUCGAUGACUUAAUGUGAUUUUGUGGCACUACUACCUUUGCCUUACAAUUUAUUGAGAAAUCAGCUCAGUACUUAGAUUGUAAUUUACAACUUUAUGUAUGAAUGUACAGACAAUCUGUUGUGAAUAAGUAGACUAUCAUAAUGUAGAAUUGGGCUGAAGGAGUAAUGGUAAGAGAUUACAAUCUUACCUGUACAGUAUCUGGGUCCUUCCACCAAUUCGAUGCCUUUUUAGAAGUGUAACUUGUGAUUUCACAAAAUGUUGACAUUCUGUCCUAAAGAGCACAUGUUCUGGCUGUGCUGUUGGCUGUUGUUGUUCACUGGCAGCGUGCUAAGAGCACAUGCCAUCUCAAGAGGUUAAAUAAAAAAAUUACUAUAGUUAGUGCCUAUUAAGAACCAAAUAAAUUCUCUGGGUUAAUCGUAUCAGGGUUGACCGUAACAGGGUUGAUCGUAUCAGGGUUGAUCGUAUCAGGGUUGAUCGUAUCAGGGUUGACGAUCUCGUCUUAAAUCAGCCAUAAAUCCCCUCGUGACAGUGGGAAUGGAAGCUUGUUGUGUGCAACAGGGAGUGGCAAUUGAAUGCAAGCUUCACACAAAAAAAUCUAGUUGCUAAAACAUUUCUAGCCUGUCUAUCUAUGGGUAACAGGGUUAUUUGUGUUAUGCUCGACCCAUUCGUUUUCUACCACAAAACAGAAAAUGGCCAAACAAGUAGAACCAGCUCACCUGCUUUUACACUAUGAUUUAACUAUUAGAUGUUCAAGGUUUAUUUUGUAAAGGAAUAGUUUCAACAUAUUCAAACGAGACGGUUGACCUUAAAAUGAGGGACAGAUGUAAAUAAAUCACUAAUCAAAUGAAAUAAAUAUCUUCAGAAAUGACUUAAAAUAGCUAGAGAUUUACAAUGAUGGAGAAAUGUUUGGAUUAAAUGGGUUGAAGUCUUCCUAGAAGUGACACAGGAUUGGCACUUUAGCAAGCCUUUAUUCAUAUUCAAAAAUCUUUUUUAUUGAAUUCUCCAUGCGGUCUAUAUUAAAGGGCACUUCAUUGAAUAUAACAGGCUUUUAAAAUCAAUAUUGGUGGACAAUUUCUACUUAAAAUAUCAAAAGGCACUCUUUGUGGAACGACCCAUCUGACAAAUACUUGUAUCUAUCCAUUCAGGUUUUUGAGUUUAAUUUACAUUUUUAUAUAAACCUAGAAAGAAAGAAUCAGAAAAAAAGUGUCCAGCCUUUUAUUGUGGUAUGAGAAAUUGUCCUGCUUAUUUCUGUGGUUGUCAAAUGAUGACUUGAUGUCUAGAUAAAAGCCCUAUAAAUGUAUUGGGGGAUUUCAUGUUUUUAGUCACCUAGAGCAAUACAUCCUUGAGUUCAUUCAUGUAAAUCCUAAUGAAUUGUGUAGGCAGAGUAGUCUUUGUGGCCAAAUACAAGUCUGGUAAAGGCAUCUAAACCCAUAACAAGUGUCCCUUUGUUCUAGCACUACUCUAUUCAUCAUGAGUCGGCUGUGUGAAUCCAGGCAUUGCUGCAGCUUUGAGAGCAACUCUGAGAGUUCCAUGCCCACCAGCUUUCAAUCACUGGGGAUGUCGGAGCUUGACAGUAGAAAGUAUUUUUUCUGACUAGAAGAAAAUAAGAGCCCUAAGCAAUAGUAGAUGAGCUGUUAGUAAGCACACAGUCCACUGGGAGUGAGUAUGGCAGCAUACUAUACAUAGUGCAUUGGUGAAGAAUAAAACAUGUGAAACAGGCAAUACUAGCCAGACUGGAGAUUAGAUCUUCAUUUAUUGAUAGAGGUCAGUGGUUUUAUUUUAACAUAACGUUAAAUACAUAUAUAGACAAAAAUAAAUUAAACAAUUAUAUUUUAUCGAUCUAGUUAAAAGCGAAAUGUAAUACUAUUAUUUGCAGAUAUUAAAGAUAUCCAAACUAUAGCCCCCCUCUCCCCCAAAUACAGUAAUAAACCAUGCCCAUCAUUGUAAUGAUCCACACCAGCAUGCAGGGCGAACUUUAGAGGAGGUGUGUUCACAGGGAAGUUAUGUGUCCUAAAGAGGCCCUAGUCAGUCGAUGGGAUCGAGCAGUGGCUGUUGUUCACUGGCAGCGUGCUAGGAUUAAUCCCAGCCUUACAGGAAGAAGACACCAUCUCUUUCUGCCUUGGUCAGAUCAAUAGGCAACAUUCUCUCCAGCACAGCAGUCAAUACCCAACACUUAAGGUGUCUGAGGAAACUAAAGAAUGCCAAUAAUUGUUAUUAAUGCCUAGGAUUUCCCCAAGUACUGCAUUUAUGGGGUAAUUCCGGUAUAACAGACAUUCAACCAACAUCACACACACCACACCAAUGCCCUCCGGAGACUUAUUUUAUACAUUUUAAGAAACCUAUACACAAAUACAAAGAUGGGGGAAAAAUCUACAAAAUGGAAGUGUAUCCUUUUUUCAAAUAAGUAUAGUGUUUGUAACCCAAUUAUAAAUGGUAUUGCUCUUUUGAGUCUGAUACUAUAAUGGUACUGAGUAGUGAGCUACAGCUCCGUGCUCUGGGUAAAACCUUGGCCCGUUCAGGCCUUAUGGAGAAAUUGGUCACACUGAAAUCCAAUAGGUGCUAGUUUAAUCAGUAUGCCUGAUAUGCCUUUGGUAUAUUAAGCAAUAAGGCACGGGGGUGUGGUAUAUGGCCAAUAUACCACGGCUACGGGAUGUUCUAAGACACAACGUAAUGCGGAGUGUCUGGAUACAGCCCUUAGCCGUGUUAUAUUGGCCAUAUACCACACACCCCCUGGUGCCUAAUUGCAUAAUAAUGCCACAAACCCCGAGGUGUCUUAUUGCUAUUAUAAACCGAUUAACAACAUAAAUAUAACGGUUUACAAGUAGUUUUGCGUUAUACCUGUGGUAAAUUCUGAUAUACACACAGCUGGAAUGCUGUCUCAGCAAAUCAGCAUCCAGGACCCAAACUACCCGGUUUAUAAUGGCAUUUAAUAAAAUGUUGAACAUUGUGUGUGUGUCUUUAAUAGCAGGCCACGUGCUG